GGAAACGGAAAACCACACAUUUUAUCGAAUAAAAUGCGGUAUUGGUAUAUGGAGUAAAAAAUAUAAAAUAAUUUACGUGUGUAAUUAAUAUUUAUUUAAGUUAAAUUUGUCCAAUUCUUUGCAAAGUUUUAUGGGGAUUUGAUAAAUGGAAAACCGCAGUUUUUAUAUACUUCAUAAAUAUUCAUGAUAAAUUAUUUUGCGGUAAGGUAAACGAUUGCCAAGUUUUCAUCAGAUACAAUAUUUAUUAUUAUAUUCGAACCAAUUAUCUGGUUUUGUCUUUUGUUAGCCUAAUUCAUAUUUAAUACUUUGAGCAGCAGAUAAAAAACAAUUAAAAAAUAUUCAUACAAUCCGUAUUGUGGCGCCAUAACGAUAAGCUCUGUACGUUUUUAAGUUGUACAUAGUUACGCAACCUAACCCGUACUGCAAUUAUAAUGAUGUGCAAUAGAAUAAUAUGAGAACCCCUUACGCAAAAUAUAAAAAAAAAACCUACAAACAAAUAAAUUAUUAUAAACAUUAUUAUACAGGUACCGUAGUCCGCAAUAGGUGUGUGCACUAUUAUAAUCAUAUUGUAUAGUAGGUAUAUUAUGUUAUACCUAUCGAUAUAUCCUAUCGCGUAUUAAUUUAAUAUUAUAAUGAUGUACAUUCGGCGAUACGGAAAAAGCGUGAUAAACGAGGCCGUGGUGGAAAAAACCCGAAGACGAGAUAUUAUAGAUGGACACGUGUAUGUUAUUAUUAUUAUUAUUAUUAUUAUUAUUUACGUAUCAUAAUAUAGUCUAAAUAGUUACUAUACGGGAAAAAUCACUGUGGGUAGGAAAAAAGAAAAUCGAACAAUUAUUUUCGCGAGACAAUGUACGAAUAUAAAUCGGAGAAAAAACUACGCGAUAUCGCCGUGCUAUACGAAGAUGGUCGUCGGCUAAUGAUGGACGUGUUGGGUACACUACGCCGCCGCAAUAAUAAGAUGUUAAAUUUAUACCGACGCGUAUUAUAUUAUAUUAAGUGUAAUGGAUGCGUACAUUGGCGUCGGAGUAAAUCAAAAUUUCGUCGCCAUGUCUGGGCGCAUACGAUGCUAUACUACGCUCGCUGACCUUACGUCUCGGGAAGAUAUUAACAAUAACAAUACUAAAUUAUGUUGUGAUUUAUGAAGCUCGUACGCACAAAUGCCAAACCGUCGAAGCUAAAAAUAUAUAAUAAUAUUACCGCAAAAAUCGCUCGUCGCUCGCGGCCUCAUAAUAAUAAUAAUAAUAAUAUUAUUAUCAUCGAAGUUUUUGCAUAAUACAUUACGACGACGACACGUACAAUACUCGUUUUGACGUCGCAGUUAUAUUAUUAUACCUACCGAUUUUACAGUUGGCCAAUUCUCGCGGCGUGCGGGUGCGUGUGCGUGGCGUACGGUCGACCUGGCGCACGCCGCUCGGCGAGCCGUCGGUGCGCCUCCUUCGUAUACGCGUCUACGGCCGUAUUUGGGUGGGCGGCGGCGGCGGCUGCUUCCGAGGGGGUUGCGAUGGGGGUGCCCGCAUAGUCGAUAGAGCCCCUGCGUGCUACUACACUCUUGCCCUACUCUACAUUUCGGCGUAGCCGUCGCACGCGUGACGUAACGAUACCGUUUUGGCGUGACGUCACGCCGCGCCGCGCCGACCGUUGCCAACGGUUACGCGCUCUCGGAUCGCAGAACCACCCUGUGCUCCACGACUCGCAGCACCCGUUUAUACCACCGAGGCCUUCUCCUAACCACACAUAACCUCCCGAACUUCUGUCCAUUCAGUACGAUAGUAAUAAUAUUACGCAUUAUGCUUACAUAAUAAUAAACAAUGCACAUAGGGUAUUAUAAUAUAUCAUAAUAGUACCUAUACCGUGAUAAUAGGUUAAAACAUUCAAACUAAAUUAUGCACAGUCAAAAUAUCUAAUUUAAAGAAUUUAGUUGGACAUGGUUUUUAUAGUUUCAAUUCAAACAGUAUAAUAUAUGAUUAAUAAUAAUUCAAACACGGAAGAGACAUAUUUUUAGACGACGGUGGUCCAAUAUAACGGUUGGAACGCAAACGCAAUAGUUGUGUUGUUUUUGUCUCAUCGGCUGCAUUUUAUUGUCGCGCAUUUUAAAUAAAACACAAGCGUAUCUGGUUUUUUUUACAAAUUUAUGGUUUGCAUAAAGAUGGAAGUUCCGAAUGUUCCGAGUCCUGGUCCCUGGACUAGUUACUACAUAAUAAAUAUUCGAUUGUACAUACACCGUGAGCUGAGUUUGGUGAACUUUGAUUUCAUUAUUAUUAUUAACUUAUAAGUUAUGCUUUCAAUACCGUCGUAAGAUUGUUAGAACAAAAACAUUACUUUUGUUUGGGGACGUUUCGACUGAAUUCCUAUAACGUGUAUGCUCCUCUAACAACAACCACCGACGCGUAAAUAAUAAAUAUUGUGUAAUGUUCUAAGUAUACGCGUACAAUGUUAUAUUUGCAGGAUACCUAUAUACACGCGAGUGUGCCGCCCCCGUUGACAGUACUCAGUCGGUAUAAAGAGUAUGGUGACGAUAUACCUAUGACGUGCGUAAUGUAAUAUUAUUUUAUUAAAAUAUAAUAUACCGUGGCCACGUAUAGUGCCGUCGCCGCCGCGCACCGUCAACUGUGCAAAUAGUGCAAAGUCAUCGGCGGGCCCCGUCGAUUGUAAACAAUAUAAUAUAAUGUAGGUAAAUUUUUUUUAUUAUUAUUUCACAAAACGAACGUCCAAAACAACAGGCGCUCGUGUAGUCAGGUUUGCUGUGGAGGUAUCGCGUGCUGUUGGAAACUGGUCGAUAGAAACGAAAAAAAAAAAACAGCGAAGAAAAAUAUUAUAAUACUGUAAUACGCGAGUGUUACACGCCGCUGAUCAACCUUGAACGGUGCACGUCGGACGAGUAUUUAUUAUUUUAAUUCAAAAUAACGACUAUCGCAUAUCAUAAUAAAAAUAUAAUAUAUGUAUUACCGCGCAUAUAAUUUUGUAGAGGGUUUAUGUAAAUUGUACUGCAUUUUAACGAUUUUAAUACAUUGAAAAAGGGAUAGUAAAUCCGUAUUUAACCUAUCAGCCAUAUUAUACGCUUGCUUGCAUGCAGUGUACACGUGAAUAAUAUGAAAAAUGGUUAUAUAAUUCACGUGAACCGAUGACAAACAAAAAAUAAAUAAAAAUUCUGAUUAUAUUGUAGUAAUGUAUUGCAGUAUUGUAGCAGUAUUGAGUAUAUACCAAUAGGUACAUUACCUACAAAUUCGGGAUGAGACGUCAAUUCUUGCCUAUUUUCCGUUUUAACAUUAAUUGUGGCCGUAACAACGUCGCUUGCUAUAUAUGCCUGUAUAUAAGUUUGACGAAGUGCCACUAUUGGAAAUGUUGAUGGAAAGUAAAAUCGCGUCAAGAUGCAUAUCGAGGUUAGCGUAGCGUUGAACUUUGUGAUCUCGUACCUGUACAACAAAUUACCCAGACGGCGAGUGAACAUAUUCGGCGAAGAGCUGGAAAAGUGCCUGACGGAGAAAUUCGCUGGGCACUGGUACCCGGAGAAACCGUACCGCGGCUCGGCGUACCGGUGCAUCAAAACUGGAUCUCCGAUCGACCCGGUGUUCGAGAAGGCGGCCCGCGAGAGCGGCGUGGCCAUACAGGACAUCCUGGAGAACUUGCCACAGGAUCUGGCCGUGUGGGUGGACCCCGGCGAAGUCAGUUACCGCAUCGGCGAGAAGGGUGCCGUGAAGAUCUUGUACAACGAGAACAGCGGCGGCCUCCAGUUCGACACCCACGACGACCGGACCGCCGACCGAGAGGUCGUCAAAACGUUCAACCCCGAAGCACAGUGUUUCCGGCCCAUCGAUUCGGUAGCGUCCAGCUUGAGUUCUCUGAGCAUUUCGCCACCGGACAAGUGUUCGGUCGGUUCGCCAACGCUUGGCAGCGGUUCCAACAACUCGUCGCCGACCCAUCAUAACCACCUCCACCACCACCACCAACAACAACAACAACAACAACAACAACACCAUCCUCACCACCAGCAACAGCAAAUACAGCUACAACAGUCGCAGCACAAUCCGCUGUUGUUCGGCAAGCCGUGUGGCGGAAGCAGCAGCAGCAGUAGCAGCAGCAGCAGCAGCAGCAGCAGCAGCAGCACUGCAAGCAACGGCAACAGUCAGCAAUCGCCGCAGCAACAGCAGCCACGGAGCCCGAACGGUGGAGGUCCGGCAGUCGCGGUCGCGGCCGGCGCUUACGUGCCGUGCCGACAGCCGUCAGUGCCGCUGACGUUCACAACCGCGUCGUUCGCGCAGACCAAGUUCGGCAGCACCAAACUCAAGUCCAACAACAAACGAGCUAACAGGUUUCUGAUGACUGAUUUUAUAGAAAAGAUGUCGCCGACCGAGUUCGCUAACUACAUCAAGCAGCGGGCGGCCAUGCAACAACAACAGCAACGUCCGGCGUCGCCGGUGCAGCAACACCACCGUGGCGGCCAGAACGGCGACGCGGCGUCCAACUACUUCUUCCAGCAGCAACAGUACAACAACAAUCACCAGGGCGGCGUUGGCGGUGCCGGUUACCAAAGGCCGCGGCAGUCCAACGGAGGCGGUUAUCACCGGAACAGCGGCAACAUGACCACCGCGGAUUACGCACCACCGCAAUUGCAGUUCGCAAACGGCGGCGGCAGCGGAUGGCAGAAUUUCGGCGGCGAUUUCGGGCCGCAGCACUUUGGCGGCUCGCCCAUGGGUCCGCUGUCACCGGCCAAUUAUGGGACGGGACAACAAAUGCAGUCAGCCGUGACUCCGAUGCAUCAGCAGCAGCAACAGCAACAGCAACAACAGCAAAAGGUGCAGGACAACUACAACGCCAUGGGACUGGGAUCGUCGACGUCGUCGUCGUACAGGUCCAGUCCUUUCCAACAUUUGUUGGUGGCUAACUGAUUUCAGCCGGCUUGUCCGACGAGAAACGGUUAAGAGCGCACCCUUUCACCACCAAACCCCUUCCCCCUCGUGCCGCCCAACGUGGCCCGUCUACCCUCUUGACCUAGUUAAAUGGUUGAAGACCGACUUACCCCAUCCCCCUCCAUCCGCCCACCUUGUUAUCAUUAUUAUUAUUAUUAUUUUUAUAUAAUACCCUCUUUUAAUAUAUAACAUAAUAUUAUAUACAUACAUAAGUAAACCCCCUGGCGCGCCUUCCCCUUCUCCGCCUUUAAAGGUAAAUAAUGAAAGUUAUUUACAUUACGUUUUCAGGUAUAGAUACAUCCGUUAUUAUUAUGUUAUAUUAUUUCCGUUUUUCCAAUUUCCGUAUUUUAAUCGCGUGGCUGCAGCGAGCUUUUCUCAUCCACCCGUCGUUAUCAUCUUAAAACGUUAUAUGCAUAUAUACUGCUGUUACCUAUCGGCUUCUAAAAUUAUAAUUAUCUCUAUUGACAACAUUUUAAAUAUUAUAUCGAUAUAGGUAAUUAGGCCAAUGCUCGAAAAAUACUUCAACUACUUUAUAAUAUAUUCUACCAUUCGCGCAGACACUUUAAAAAAAAAAUGUUUAUUCUCUUCGAGAAAAUAAAAUAAUAUUAUAUAUUAUAAUAACAAAAAAAUAAAAUAAAAUUUUAAUAACAUCAAUACAUAUAUUACUAUAAUAUGUGAUUGAUCACCCACAAGUAUUAUUAUUAGUUUUUUUACACUAUUUUUCUUUUCUUAUUUUUGACUAAAACUUUUUAAUAUUUUUAAAUUAACGCAUAUAUAAAUUUAUUUUUUUUAAGCAAUUUAUGACUUAUCGUACAGACUUAAUGAGAUGUUUUUUUUUUUUAAAUAAAAUAUUUUUACCAAUGAGAGGAUUAGACCUUAAUUAAUGAUAAUAAUAACACGUACAUUAUAUACAUGAAUAUAAUAUAAUAUACCUAGAGUCCGAUGAUAAUAAUUAAAAAUACUUUACGUCUAGGUUAAUAUUAUACUUAUUAUAUACACGUAUACUAUAUAGAAAUACAUUUGAAUAUUUGAUUAAACAAUUGAUUUAUGAUCCAUUACAUUAAUGUGUUAUAUCAAAUAUGUGUUCUGUGAACAUCAAAUAUUCAGUUCUCUAAAUAGGUACAAAAAAAAAAAAAAAAAAUAUUGAAUAAUAAUCUUAAAUUUAAUAAACUCAUUUUUCAAGUCAAAAUAUUUCGAUGUAUAGAAUCUCCCUAACCUUUAUACCUUUUACCUCAUCUUUAGGAAUCAUCUUUUUUCUUCUUCAAAUUCCAUGCUCUAACAUGUAAUAUAUUAAACUGAAACUGAACAGGAACAAUCUAAUCGCAAUAAUCGUGAGAUAAUAUAUAGGUGUUUAAUAAUAAUAUAAUAAUAAUAAUCAUAAAUAAUAUUUGUAAUAUUGUAUAUCGGCCUAGGAAAUACGUAAAGUAAAAAUUAAAUAUAUUAUUUAAAAUGUCCUUUUGUAGUGAUGUAGUAAACUUGUUAUGACAAUAUUAAGAAAAUUUAAAUUAAAAAUUGUUAUACUGGAAAAUUUAUCGAUGGAUCUCGCCAGUUAUUAACUUGUACUUGCAUUUUGCAACAUAAAUCGAGGUUUACUUAAAAAAAAAAAUCAUUAUUAUUGUUUUCAUCUUUAUACCUAUAGGUAAAUAUAAUAUUAUCCAAUUAAAAAAAUUGCAUGCGAUUUUUUUUUUUUAAUUUUGAAGCUUUAAAUUAAAAGUUUUAUUUAGUAAAUGUUUUAUUAUAAUUUUUUAACUUAUUUGGUAUUUUUUUACUCUUUAUAUACAUAUUAAAGUUAUAUGAAAUACAUGGGUUUUUUUUUAGAGUUAGAAACUAUUAUUUUUUAAGUAGCGAAAUUAUCGUUUUAGUAAGUUUUUCUUUUUUUUAUUUAAUUAUAAUAAUAUAUAUAAUAUAUACACAUAUAUUAUACAUAGUAAUAAAAAUAAAUUCAUAAACAUAUAUAUUUUUUUGUGAUUACAAUUUAAGCCGUAGGGCAUUUUUUUCAUGUACUAAAAAUGUAAUGCAUAUACUUAUAUAUAUGUAUUAUGUAUAUAAUAUACGUAUACCUACUUGCAUAUAUUUAAUAUUUAUAUAUAAUAUGAAACGAAAAAUUGUAUUUUUUACUUUGCACUUUAUUUUUUUUUUUAAUGAAUAUAAUAUAUUAUAUAUAUAUAUAUAUAUAUAUAUAUAUAUACCUAUACGUGUACCUAACUGUAUACCUAAGUAUUGAACGUUUUGCUACUCGACCGAAAUGUUUGUCUGACGUGUUAUAAUUAUAAUAAUAUAAUAUUAAUUAUUAUUAUAUACAUUAGGUACCUGAAUUUAUAGUAAAAUGUAUAAUGUUAUUGUUUUCUCCAAAACAUAUUAGGUUUUUGUGUACACGACGGCCCUCCUCGCCGACAAGACGAAUCAGUAAUCCUUAGUGUCGUACCUAUAUAAUAUAUAAAAUAAAACUUAGGUUUAAGAGUGCUUUUGGUCCCACUGUCUUCCAACGUGAAAUACCUCCUCCACAACAAAUGUCGUUAAAGAAUGUCGUACGCUGAUAUAGGUGCCUUCCUACUUGUAGUAGGUAAUAAUAUAUUAUUGUAUUUACGUAUUCAUGUAAUAUCGUCUCCCCGUCCCAUCCCUCCUUCCACCAAAACAAAUAAAUAUAAACUUAAAAUAAAAAAUAGAUGUUUAAAAUAAAAAAAGAAGACUGUUUUUUUUACGACGUAGGUGCGUAACCGUAAUAUUAGUUGACCGACUUUCGCGUAGGUAUAGCGUAUAAGAGUCCCCGACACUCCCACCCACCUCUCAAAAAAAAAAAAAAAUUCAAACACGUAAAGUGCGACUGACAAUUUUCCUUUAAAAUCGUUUUCAAUUUAUUUUCUAAAAUUUCUAUAAUAUACUAUAUAGUUUCUAUACAUGUCUUAUUUUAUUAGAUGAUAAAUUAUAAUAAUAACAAUAAUAAUAAUAAUAAUAUAUUUACAGACAAUCUAUAAAAAUAUAACAUUUAAUUAUCUACCUACAUUAAAAUUAUAUUAUAAUUCAAUGUACUUAUGUACACCUGUAUUGCCUACAUAAUAUGCCUUCUAAUUAGGUACCUACCUGCCGACAAUAAAACAUACAAUAAUCAUUAAUAACGCUCUCGAACCGACCGCUGCGACGUCAUCAUCGUAAUAAUAUUAUAAUAUUGAGUAAAAAUAAUUUCUUACAUUUUAGACGGUUCAUAUUUUUUCUCCUCGCGAUUGUCCGUAUAACUUCGAACGUAAUAUAAUAAUAUAAUUUUACUACCACCAACGAAGACGCGCUCUUAUUAAAAUAUAUUAAAUAAUUUAAAACGCGUAUGAAAAUAUAAAAGGCCCACGGCGUGUUCUUUUUAUUACUAGCCGAUUGAAAAUUACAGAUAUUAGAAGAAUAAAUCGGCGCGCUUCUCUUUCGACACACAAACGUCCCAAUUUUUUUCUAACGAUUCGUCCCCCCCUCCCCAACCGUAAAUACCCAUACUGAAAAUAAAUAUUACGUGUAUAGGUAAUAUUAUUAUGAUAAUAUCGAAUGCGUAUUCUUUCAGUUUCUCAGUCCUUCCGGAAAAACUAGAUUUCGCACCAUUUUCCUGUCACCACCGCGGUCGUGUUUCGAGUUGACCUAUAUUAACCGUAUCACAACCACCGCGAGUUUUUCUCCAUUU
Metopolophium dirhodum (rose-grain aphid) is the source of this 8568-nucleotide messenger RNA. Its product is annotated as protein Tob1-like. Lineage: Eukaryota; Metazoa; Arthropoda; Insecta; Hemiptera; Aphididae. The transcript has 4 exons. The record is from RefSeq and is a predicted model, not a curated record. Gene Ontology annotation, cellular component: cytoplasm; nucleus. Gene Ontology annotation, molecular function: transcription corepressor activity. Gene Ontology annotation, biological process: regulation of gene expression. Bases 3369 to 4886 code for a protein of 505 amino acids.